CUCUACGUGCGUGAAAUGGUCAAUCGGAAGACCAAACUUUAUUUGCAAUAUUGAAUAUUUGUAUCAAUUAGUGCUUAAAUAUAUAUAGUAAUAUAAACCUCGCAUUUAAUUGUGGUGUGUGCUAGAUCUGAAGUGAAGUGAAAUGUGGUCGAUGACAGUGUAAAACUAAUAAAACCCCAGCAAUCAAAUUAUGUUAUUGUAAAUAACAAUAUAAUCUGUGAUCUCUGUGUAUAGUGCUAGUUUACAGGAUAAUCUGUUAAAUAAUAGUUUAGUUUGUUUAUGUUACGAUGAGUGGUGUUAGCUUGAAACCUCCACCGCCGUUGAAGCAAAUCGACUUGGAUCAGAUAUGGGGCGAUCUCCGAGAGGGCAUAGAACAUGUGUACAGGAAACAGCAUAUGGAGAGGAAGAGAUACAUGGAGUUGUAUACUCAUGUAUACAACUACUGCACUUCAGUGCACCAGAACACGUUCACUGGCAGUGGAGUGUCUCACAGCCGGGGGCAAGCUGCAAGGCAGGGCCAGGGCUUUGGGCUUGUUAACAAGAAACAGAGUCCAGCGACGACCGGCGGCGCUCAGUUGGUCGGCUUAGAGCUCUAUAAGAGACUCAGGGAAUUCUUGAGGAACUACCUCGUCAAUCUGUUGAAGAACGGAGCCGAUCUUAUGGGCGAAGAUGUCCUCGCGUUCUACACGAACCAGUGGGAAGAGUACCAGUUCAGCUCUCGCGUGCUCAACGGAGUCUGCGCGUAUCUUAACCGGCAUUGGGUCAAGCGCGAGUGUGAGGAGGGCAGGAAGGGUAUCUACGAGAUAUACCAGCUGGCGUUGGUGACAUGGCGGGACAAUUUGUUCAAAUGUUUGAACAAGCAGGUGACCAAUGCUGUGCUGAAGCUUAUCGAGAAGGAACGGAACGGUGAACCGAUUAACACUAGACUUGUUUCCGGGGUCAUCAACUGCUAUGUAGCCCUAGGGCUCAACGAAGAGGACCCUAGUGCUCGGGGCCAAAACCUGGCUAUCUAUAAGGACACCUUCGAAGCGGUGUUUUUGGAGGACACGGAGAGGUUCUACACCAGAGAGAGCACUGAGUUCUUGAGGAAUAACCCAGUGACCGAGUACAUGAUCAAGGCCGAGCAGCGUUUGCAAGAGGAGCAGAGACGCGUGCAAGUAUACUUGCACGAGACGACAAUGGAGCGACUGGCCAAGACUUGCGAUCGGGUGCUCAUUGAGAAACAUCUCGAGAUCUUCCAUGCAGAAUUUCAGAAACUUCUAGACGGCGACAAGAACACAGACCUAGGUCGCAUGUACAGCCUGCUGGCGCGCAUCCCGGACGGGCUGACGGAGCUGCGGCGCCUGCUGGAGCAGCACAUCCACGCGCAGGGGCUGCACGCCGUCGACAAGUGCGGCGAGCCCGCGCACCAGGACCCGAAAGUCUACGUGUCAACAAUACUGGAGGUUCACAAGAAGUACAACGCCCUUGUGUUGGUCGCCUUCAACAACGAUUCUGGCUUCGUGGCGGCUCUGGACAAGGCCUGCGGACGAUUUAUCAACAGCAACGCCGUGACUCGCGCCGCAAACUCCUCGUCCAAGAGUCCGGAACUGCUCGCCAAGUACUGCGACCUGCUGCUGAAGAAAUCCAGCAAAAAUCCUGAGGAAGCAGAGCUCGAGGACACGCUUAACCAAGUGAUGGUUGUGUUCAAAUACAUAGAGGACAAGGAUGUGUUCCAAAAGUUCUACAGCAAGAUGCUCGCCAAGCGGCUUGUGCAACACAUGUCCGCCAGCGACGACGCCGAAGCAUCAAUGAUCUCAAAACUGAAGCAGGCUUGCGGAUUCGAGUACACGAGCAAAUUACAGAGGAUGUUCCAGGACAUCGGCGUAUCUAAAGACCUGAACGAGAACUUCCGAAAGCACAUGUCGAACAGCUCCGAGCCGUCCCUGCACAUCGACUUCAGCAUACAAGUGCUAUCCUCUGGCUCUUGGCCUUUCCAGCAAUCUUCUUCCUUCCAGCUACCUACAGAGCUCGAGCGUUCCGUGUCGCGUUUCACAACGUUCUACUCGUCGCAACACUCGGGCCGCAAACUCAACUGGCUCUACAACAUGAGCAAGGGGGAGCUAGUCACCAACUGCUUCAAGAAUAGAUACACGCUCCAAGCCAGUACUUUCCAGAUGGCAGUGCUGCUGCAGUACAACGAGAACACAGCGUGGAGCGUACGCCAGCUAGAGCAGCACACUGGUAUCAAGGGGGACUUCCUAGUUCAGGUGCUACAAAUCCUUCUCAAAGCCAAGCUACUGGUCUGCCAAGAAGACGAGACUGAGCUCACUGAGUCCUCGAUCGUUGAACUCUACCUAGGAUAUAAGAACAAGAAAUUAAGGGUGAACAUCAACAUCCCCCUGAAGACAGAGCUGAAGGUGGAACAGGAAGCCACACACAAACACAUCGAGGAGGACAGGAAGAUGCUCAUACAGGCGGCGAUCGUCCGAAUAAUGAAGACCAGAAAGACUCUGAAACACCAACAUCUCGUGGUAGAGGUGCUCAACCAGCUCUCCUCGCGGUUCAAGCCUCGCGUCCCCGUCAUCAAGAAAUGCAUCGAUAUCCUGAUAGAGAAGGAAUAUCUGGAACGCACUGAGGGAGAAAAGGACACAUAUAGCUACCUGGCGUGAUCACCACACCUGUAUAUGAAUUAAUGAAUAUAACAAUAUUAAUGUCA
Molecule: messenger RNA, 2698 nt
Organism: Leguminivora glycinivorella
Lineage: Eukaryota; Metazoa; Arthropoda; Insecta; Lepidoptera; Tortricidae
Gene: Cul1
Product: cullin-1
Exons: 22
Coding region: 288-2651 (787 amino acids)
Biological process (GO): protein ubiquitination; SCF-dependent proteasomal ubiquitin-dependent protein catabolic process
Cellular component (GO): SCF ubiquitin ligase complex
Molecular function (GO): ubiquitin protein ligase binding
Source: RefSeq, a predicted model, not a curated record